AUGUUGGUCCCCCAGCUUCCCCCUGGAGAUGCCCCCGGGGCCCCUGAGGAGUCUGGGCCUGGGGUGGAGGAGGAGCCCCUGGAGAGGCUGGCCCAUCUGGAGCAGCUGACAGUGCAUCUCAAGGAGGUGGUCAGAGAUAAGGACAGCCAGCUGGCCACCUUCGAAACCCAGCUCAAGAGCGAAAGGGAGACAGCGGAGGCACGCUUCACUAAACUGAAGCUGCAGGCCAAAGCCAAGAUGGCUACUCUGAAUAAACAAAUUGCUGACCUCAAGGGGCAGGAGGGAGCAGCAAGCUCUCCAGACAGCUCCUUCACCGGCUCAGCUCCUGCUGUGGAGGAGGAACUCCAGGAGCUGAGGAAGCAGCUCAGUGAGGUCUCGACCUCGACGAAGAACCUCGAGGAGCGUCUCCAGAUGUCCGAACAGGCCCUGUGUGAAAAGGAAGCCGUACACACGGAGCAGGUUCGUGUGCUUCAGGCAGUUGUCUGUGAAAAGGACGUGCGUUUCCAGGAGCAGAUCCAGAAGCAUGAGGACGAGCUGCUGAGGGUCACAGUGCAGAGGCAGAACGACGCCGAGCUGCAGCAAGUACAGCAGGCUCUACGUGCAGCCCAGCGGCGUUGUGAGGAGCAUGAGGAAGCCAUGCGGUCACGCUGCCAGGUGCUGGAGAUGCUGCAGGGGGAGCUGGACAAUGCCGACCAGCAGAAACAGAUCCUCACGGCUCAGUUCCACCAGAUGGAGGACGAGCUGGCUGAGACUGGCAGGCAGAGGGAGCAGGAGCUGGCUGAGGCUGGCAGGCAUAGGGAGCAGGAGCUGGCUGAGGCUGGCAGGCAUAGGGAGCAGGAGCUGGCUGAGGCUAGCAGGCAGAGGGAGGAGGAGAGGCAGCAGUGGGCUGGGUGGUCUAGCCAGGCCGAGGCAGAGCUGGUGGCCCUCCGAGCCAACCUGGAGGCCUCCGAGCAGGACAGAGCAGCCCAGCUAGCCAACCUGGAGGCCUCAGAGCACGACAGAGCUGCUCAGCUAGCCAGUUUGGAGGCUUCAGAGAGAGACAGAGCAGCCCAGAUGGAGGAGCUGACAGUGAAACUGGAGUGGGCCACUAGAGAGCGGGAGGAAGUGACCAACAGAGAAGUAGCCAGGUUGGAGAAGGAGCUUGCUGCCUUAAGAGAGGAGCAUGGAGAGGGGCAAAGGGCAGGAGAGGCCCUGGCUGAGUUGUUGACAGGCCUGCGCUCUCUGGCUGGAGAGGGGGCCGAGGAGGACAGCCCUGUUUCCACUGACCCGGCCCUGUGCCUGGAUACACUGCAGGCCCUGGAGGCCCGGCUGGAGAGGCUGAGGGUGGAGCAGAGGGAGAGCGAGCAACGCUGCGCCCAGGUCACCCACACUAUGGAGACAUUGCAAGAACAACUGGAUAAGCGCACUGCAGAAGGCGAAGAGGCUGUUGCUAGGAUACAACAGCUGGAGCAGCAAAUUGGAAUGGCUGCUAGGGAGUCAUUGGUCCAGUGUGUGACUGACCCGUCUGUGGAAGAAGUGACUGAUGCUGAAAAAGCCCAAAUAUUGGCUCUGGAGCAGCAGCUAUUGGAGAAAGACCAUGAGUUGGCUGCCCUGCGAGAGAGUCUUGUGCUGGCUGAAGAGCAGGGCUCAAAUGAUGCGUUCAAGGUAAGCGCUGAUCAGAUUCUAGACCAGAGUGAGGACACUGCCAUGGCCCCCUGCGACAGUCCUACAGUGCUGCCAGACCUCCUAGAAGACACGCAAGAGGAGGACACCACCCUGGUGGCAGAGGAUAGGUCAAUCCUGUCAGUCUCCGCUGAUAACGAGAGCAGUCCAGAGCUCAUUGAACCCCAGUCUGACUCUCCCGGAGAAUCUAAGGGGGCCUCCUCUGAUGAGAUGGUCACUAGCAGUGACUCCGAGGUGGCCCACAGCAGCUGGACCCUCCUAGAGGCUGUGAACCAAGAUGAAGGUCAGCAGUCGCCUCCCAUACUGCAGGGCUUUGGCCAGCUCCAGGUGCAAUCCUGGGAAGAGAACAGCUCUGAGCAGGAAACAUCCACAGUCCAGGUGGAGUCCUCAUCAGUCAUCAUCCGUGAGACUGUGCAGGUGCACCUCAGCCAGCAGGGGGCGACCCUCUUUGACUCUGACUCUGCCCCUGGACAGGUGUUUGCCCAGGCCCUAGCAGAUGAGCUGCAGAACAGGUACAGUGAGCUCAUGGUUGAGCUCCAGAGACUGAGAGAGGCUGCCUCAGAGUCACAGGAGAGAACCCAAGGCCUUGAGGAAGAGAUUCGGUCCCUGGCAGCUGCCAAGGAUGAGGCAGAGUCCAAGGCCCAGAGAUAUGAGGAAGAGCUCCAGUCAGCCAGGUCAGAGAUGGACACGGUGGCCCAGCACAGUGGCUCUGACUUGGAGAGGCAGAGCAUGGAGAUGCAUCUCCUGGAGGAGCAGCUGGCCAGCCUGCAGACAGAAGGCCGCUCCAAGGAGCAGCAGAUCCAGGCCCUGCAUGCAGACCUGGACAAGGCUCAGCGCUCUCUCUCUCAGCAGGAGGGCCAGGCCAGGAUGCUGAGCGCCCAGCUGGAAGAAGGGGAGAUCACCUCCUCUGAGCUGGAGCAGAAGCUCCAAGACAUGGAGGCCAGCCUACUGGACAUCUCCCAGGCUAGGGACAUGGCCAAAGCUGUACUGUCUGAGAGGGACACAGAGAUUAACGAGCUGCAACUGCGCAUCACCCAGAAAGAGCAGGAGAUGAUGGAGCUGAGCAAUGGCAUGUCUGCCAAACUACUCCAGACCGAUGAGGAGAAGUUCCUGAUGAGCACUGAAGUCAAGAAACUGAAGGAGCAGAUAAUUGAGCUUGAGAAAGCUGGAGAAAAGGAGAAAGCGACAGGGGAGAGUCAUGUAGAGGAUGGUGAUGAGCUCACUAGUUUGCGAAAGGACAAAGAGGAUCUGACAACCCAAGUGGCCACCAUUAAAAAGAGGUUGCAGGCAGCCCUGGUGCAGCGCAAAGAACUGAUGAAAAAAGUUACAGAGUUUGAGAAAGAGGCAGAUCAAAGGAAAGGACAGGUAGGGAAAGCAACGGUGGAAGCCCCUGCAAGUGUACCAGCUUUAGAAAAAGACAGAAAACAAGAGGUUAUGGCAAUUGAGACUACUCUCGAAGAGUUCAGACAAGCCUUGAGGUCCAAAGAAGAGGCCAUGGAGGUUUUGGAACAGAAAAUCAGCCAGCAGGAUCAGGUUCUGGAAGAGACACUUGAAAUGAACAGAAGGCUGAGUGAGGGAGCUCAGCAGACUCCAGAGGCUGACACCUCAGCUGAAAUCCCUGGGUUGCAGUCCCAGGUGGCCUCACUGGAGUCAGAUUGCGAAACACUGCAAAAGAAACUCCAGGAGGCCCAGGACUCUCGCAAAGACACCAUCCGCAAGGCCAAAGAAAAGGACAGGUACCACCGCGAACAGCUAAAACAGCAAAAGGAAGAGUACAACGGGCUGUUGGAGCGUUUGGAGGAGCAGGUUGGUGAACGAGAUGGGCUGUUGACUAGACUGAGAGAGCUCGAGGAACUGCAGGCACAGAAAGAGGUGAGCACAGAGAAGGAAGUACAUGCCGAGCUGGAGACCAACGCUGCAGCGGAGAAGAUUGAGAAGCCAGCUGCAGGAGAUUGGGUCCAGGAAGACUGGGUGGACUUUGCCGCCCCUGAGAAUGAAGCACAACAACAAGGUGAUAAACCCAUUCCCAGUGCUGAGGAACCCUCUCAGGUACUUUCAGCUGACAUUGAGGCCUCAUUACAAGCUCUGAAAGAAGAGGUCCAGGCUGAGAAGGCAUCUUGUACAGAGUUGGAGGGCCAACUGCAGGAGAGCCAGGCUAGCCUGGCACUCAGGGAAAGUGAGCUUCUAGAGCUGGGCAAAGAGCUGCAGGCCCUGAGAGAGAAGGAGAGCCAGAUUGAACAUGUCUAUGAGGAGUUGGAGGCUCUGAGGGAGAAGUGUCUCCAGGCUCAGACCUAUGCAGAAGCUGUGAAAGCAGAGUUGGAGGCUGCGGCCAAAGGAGCCGCCUCAGACUCCGCUGAGUCCACCAUUGCCAUCCUGCAGACAGAGGUGGAGGAAUUCAAGCAGUUCCUGAGCAACAAGAACGAUGAGAUCAUGGAGCUUAGCCAGCAGCUGGGUGAGCAAAGCUCUCUCCUCCAGUCCAUGCAAGAGACAGUGUAUGAGAAGGACCAGUCGAUCGCCUCCCUGCAUGAAGGCCUGAGAGCAGAGAAGGAAAAGAGCCAGAGACUGGAGGCUGAGGUCCCCCAGAGGCAGGAGGAAGAGAAGCGCAGCGAGGCCAAGAUCCUGCAGCUUCAGCAGAAGCUCAAGGCCGCCCUUAUCUCCCGCAAAGAUGCCCUCAAAGAGAACAAAAGCCAGAAAGAGGAGUUGGCCUCCACUGAGAAAGUCAUCACUGAACUGCAGCAGAAGAUGGAGGCUAGAAAAGUCGAGCUGGAGAAGCUGAGAGCAGAAAGAGAGAGGCUGAUAGAGGAGGUUGAUCGGACCUUGGUGGAGAACCAGAGCCUUGGAGGGUCCUGCGAGAGCCUCAAGCUGGCCAUGGAGGGUAUGCUGACAGAGAAAGACUUCUGUAAAAGAGAGGCCGAGUCUGCCAAGGAGGAGGCUGCCCGGGCAUGCAGAGAAUGUGAGGAGAAGGUGCAUGGGAUGAAGGAUGAGUAUGAGACUCUGCUAAAGUCCUAUGAGAACGUGAGUGAUGAGGCAGAGCGUGUGAGACGUGUGCUGGAAGCUGCUAGGCAGGAGAGGAAGGAGCUUGUUGCUAGAGCCAGGACCCACGAGGCAGCCAGGCAGGAGGCUGAACGGCAGAAAGAAGAGGCCCAGAAAGAGGUGGACACUGUCAAAGACAAGAUGAGGAAGUUUGCCAAGACCAAGCAGCAGAAAAUAAUGGAUUUAGAGGAGGAGAAUGAGAGUCUCAGAGAGAUGGAUGAAAAGAAAGGAAUAAGAAGGGAGGACAAGGCACUCAAAGGAGAACUUGAAAGACUCAAAGAGGAGUUUGAGGCUCUGAAAGCUGAUUUGAAUGCCACUACUGCACAGAGGGACUCCUUAGAACAGCAAGUUGUUAAGGUGAGGGAACAACUAGCCCAAGAGCUAGAGAAAGGGGACAGAUUAGCUCCAGAUAAAACCCCCAGCUCUGAUGAUGUAGUGGAGGAGACUAUUGUUGCCCAGCAGUCUAGUACAGUCAUGACUGAAACUACCCAAGAGCCAGUUAAGAGUCAGCCUCAGGACAUAGAGCCACAUAGUCAGGCUAUAGAGUCUGAGGUAGCUGCACCUGAAAUGCACUCUUUUGAGGAGACGGGGAAGACCGAAAUAACUGAAAGUACACAGGCCCUAAUUGAUGAGAAAUUGAGCAAAAUGGAGACAGCCCUACAGUCAGAGAGGGAACUGAGGCAAGAGCGCGAGGCUGAACUCACUGCUGAGCUGGCCUCUCUGGAGCAGCGCCUUCAGGAGAGUAAAGAGAAGGAACAGACCCAGAGGGAGGAGCCGGUGAAGACAGACAUGUAUGAAAGUGAACUGGCCGUAAUUGAGGGAAAGCGGAGGGAAAUGGAGGCAGCCCUACAUUCAGAGAGGGAACAGUGGCAAGAGAGUGAGGCUGAACUCAAGGCUGGUCUAGCCUCUCUAGAGCAGCUCCUUCAGGAGAGUAAAGAUAAGGAACAGAGCCUAAUGGAGGAGAGCUCUAAAAGGGAAGCCCAACUCCAGGAGCUCCACAGCAGCCUGGAGGUAGAGAAGGACGACCUAGAGGAGCGUCUGAUGAACCAGCUGGCCCAGCUGAAUGGCAGUAUCGCCGGCUACCAGCAGGACGCGGCAGACAGCCGGGAGCGCCUUGCGGAGCUGCAGCGGGAGGUGGAGAGACUGGAGAGGGAGCGGGCUGAACUGGAAGCCCUGGCCGAGAGCGAGAGGGACCGGGCAGCCAGGCUGGAGGAGGACAAGAGGCAGGCCCAGAGAGAGAGGGCCGAGGCAGAGGCAGAGUCAGGGAAGCAGAGGGAGCUGGAGCAGCAGCUGAAGUCCGCCCAGAGGGUGAAAGAGGGCAGCCAGAGCCGGGCAAAGCAGCUGGAGGAGCUGCUGAGAGAGAAACAGCUGGAGGUACGCCAGAUGCAGAAGGACUGCAUCCAGUACCAGGAAAGGAUCAGCGAGAUGGCCAGGGAGGGCAAGGCUUUGCAACUGGGCAGCAACGAGGUCCACAAAGAGCUUGGGCAAGUCUAUCUGGAGAGGACCAAAGUCACAGACGCUUUGAAGAAGACUGAGACUGAGCUAUCUAGCUGCAAAGUCCAGCUGGUUGAGGCCCAGACAGAGGCCAGCCAGGCCCAAGCUGAGAGGAGAGCCUGUGAGCAGACCACUCUACAGAGAGAGGCUGAGUUGAAAGCAGAGGCAGAGCAGAGCCUGGACUCUGUAAGGUUCAGGCUGGGAGCCGAGCUGAAGCAGAUUGAGCUGAGGUUGGAGGAGUCUUACCGGGAGAGGGAGAGAGAGGAGAAUGCCACCCGGGAGGCAAAAGAGCUGGCUGACACCGCUGAGAGACAGGCCCAGCAGAUGCAGGCCCGCCUCGAUGAGUCUCUGGCCCGACUGGCUGCCUUCUCGCGCUGUAUGUCCUCCCUGCAGGAUGACAGGGACCGCGUGCUGGAUGAGACCCGGCAGUGGGAGAGUCGCUUCAACAGCACCCUCCAGGGGAAGGAGGCCGAGGUGCGGGAGGGAGAGACCCGGUCCAGAGAUCUGGCUGAACAGCUGCAGAAAGAGACCGCACAGAGAGAAGAGCUACAGCUUACAGUGGACAGACUGCAGAAAGCAGACGAGCAGUGGCAGCUGAAAUGGGAGCAGGAAGAGAAGAGGCUCCGUGAGAACCAGGCUGCCCUGGAGCAGGAGAGGGGAGAGCUUCAGAAGUCCCUAGCCCAGACCGAGACCUCCCUGGCUGACGCUCGCGCCCAGCUGGCCUCCCUGGAGAGCGAGGCGGAGGGGCUCCGCCACAGAGCCCAGGCCCUGGAAGAGGCAGUUGGGAAGCUGCAGGGAGAGACCAACGAGGCCAGGUCCCAGCUGAAGGAGAGGGAAGCAGAAGGGAGGAGGCUGGGCCUGAGCGUGGAACAACUGGAGACAGACCUGCACUCCUCCAAGACCCUGACAGAGAACCUGCAGACAGAGCUGAGUGAGAAGGAGAGGAGAGAGGUAGAGCUGCUGGGGGAGAAGGAGCAAGCCGUGACACAGGCUGCAGAGGAGGCCAGGAGGGAGGCUGACGCCAGGGCCCAGGAGGCUGAGAAGGAGCUGGAGGAGAGGAGAGAGGAGGUGCGGGGUCUGGAGGACCGGCUGCGGAAGGCAGAGGAGGAGAGCAGCCACAGCAAAGCCAGGCUGGACGCCUUCACCAAGGCCAUGGGCUCUUUACAGGACGACAGAGACAGAGUACUUGGCAUGUACAAACAGCUGGAGGAGAAACAUCUGCAGGUGAUGAUGGAAAAGGACACUCUGAUCCAGGAGGCUGCUGCGGAGAAUAACAGUCUGAAGGAGGAGCUACGCUCUCUAUUGGUCCAGAGGGAUGACCUCCACGCAGAGAAGGCCAAGCUAUCUGCCCAGCUUCAUGGCUACAGGGACGACCUUACCCAGGUCCUCACCAUGAAGGAGUCCCAGCACAAGCAACUCUUGUCCGGCCAGCUGGAGCGCAUCGCUACCCUGGAGAAGGAGAGAGAAGAGCUAGGGACUAAGAUCAAGAGCCUGGAGGGAGGGGAGGCGUUCGUUCAGGCCGUGGAGAGGGAGGCCCUCAGCCAGGCUGGUGAUAGUGGAAACAGGCAGGGGAGAGACGCUCCCGGGGCGGAGGUAGAGAAGCUGAGGGAGCAGCUGCAGGCUGCCAGGGCCCAGGUGGAGAGCAUGGAGGAGAGCCUUGCCAAGGAAGGAGAGGUGCAGGAGGCUCGGCAGAAGGAGCUGAAAGAACUGCGUUGGGAGGGAGGGGUGACGCGCAUGGAAUCGGAGACAGCGGCCGAGAGGGUGGCCGAGCUGGCCCGAGACCUGCUGACCAUGGAGCAGAGGCUGCUGGAGGAGAGGGAGGUGGCCGGCCAGCUCCGGGCCCAGAACCAGGCGUUCGGCCAGGCCAUGGCUUCACUGCAGGGCAGCAGGGACCAGGCACUCAGCCAGGCCCAGGAGCUCAGCCUCAGACUGGAGGAGAUGAGCAGGGCAGGGGGCCAGCAGACACCCACCACGGGCCAUGGAGGAUCCACUGCGGAGGUGUGGGGACUGAAGAACGCCCUGUCAGCCCUGCAGAACGACAGGGAGAGACUGUUGGAACAGCUGCAGCGGCAGCACUCAGAGCUCACUCGACUGGGAGGAGGAGAGCUGUCUAGACUCAGCCAGGAGCUAGAGGAGGAGAGGAGGAGGGCUGAGGAGAUGGUGGACAGGAUGAGGGAGCUGGACAACCUGAGGCAGAGGGAGAUCCAGGAACUAGAAAUUCUCAGGCUGGAGCAGGUUGACUGGCAGGCCCAGGCAGAGCUCCUGAAGCAGCAGACCCUGGCCACCCUCUCGGACCGUGACCAGCAGGUGCGCCAGCUCAGUGCCAUGUUGGAGGAGGCCCGCGCCACCAGGCCCAAACCACUGGAGGAACAGCACCAGAGACAGAGGACAGGGGAAGUGGACAGUGCCCCCGGAGCUCCUCAGCAGCACAGUGGCCCUUCAGAGAGCGAGAGCCUCAGGGUGGAUUUUAAAGAGCUCCAGCGCAGACUGGAUGAAGAGCAGCAGUAUCGGGUGGUUGUGGAGGAGCAGCUAAUGGCCGCCCAGGACCGCCUCAAACUGAUCAACCAGGGUGAAUGGCAGUCGGCCCAUGAAGGGCAGUUCUCUGCUUCUGAGACAGCUGUCCUCAUUGAGCCACCAGGAGGCUCUGCAACCCGAAUUCGGAGCAGCAGUGGGCCAGGCCUGAUGAGAAUGCUGCGCGUGGCCUUCUGCUCUCGCCAGCGCACACCCCUGCUGGUGUCCCUCUACCUGCUCACCGUGCACGUGCUGCUACUGCUCUGCCUGGGGGGUUAUGUUUAGGGCCCCCUCCACCCCUUAGAGAGUGAGAGAGGAGAGAGAUGGAGAGAUAACGGACAUGUGACACAGACCCACCCACCCCCUCUCCAAGACAGAUAUCAUAUUACUGUUACAUUCAAUAGUGUAGAAUCGGAGAAGACUCGUCACACACACACACACACAGACCAUGCACUUUUGAUACAACAACAAAAAUAACGAUAAUGUGUCUUAGCCUAUUAACCAAAGUGAAUAGUUUUUUUUAUAUACUGGGAGUCAAAAACACCCUCUGCCAUCAUUGAUUUGAUUCAAUAUUUAAUAUGUUACCGUUAGCGUACAUGAUCAGUCAAAUGUUAUUGUAGAGGAAAUGAGAAGCAGUAUUGCACUACCUCAGAACUGUUGUUUAUUAGACUUCUAUAAAGGGACGUGGAUAUUAUGCAUCUUUAAAUGUACCUGGGGGAACUAACAUGAAAUGACACUGUACAGUAGAUUUACACGGUGUUUCGUUUUUCAGCCAGUUCAGCCAGUUAGUGGUGGUUUAGGUGCCUUUAAAUGAGGAGAAUAAAGGGUCACUUCAUGUCUGGAUGGAGUGAGGGUUAGGAUCUGUGGAUCUGUUCCUAUCUCUCUUACUCUCCUAUGUUCUCACGUACAAUGGACACCAACUGAAACGUGUACAACCUGCUAUGACUACAUUCCCACAACCAUCUAUUUAUUUUCUUUUUCCUUCUUUUUCCUCUCUUUAUUUUCUCUUUAAUUAAGAGAGAGCACCAUCAUUGGCAUAUUUGACUCCUGUAGUAUUUGUAUGUCGUAUGUACAGUAUGUAUGUACUGGAUGUGGGUUAUCCAAUCAAUUCCCCAAUUUCUGCCAUUGGUGCACAGAUGAGGGUUUUAUUCUAUUGAUUUUAUGGCAGAUUCAUUUGACAUUCUGGUGGAAUGUUGUCCAUUCCAGAUGAAAUCGUGUUGGUGUUUUUUCUGUGACACUACAAAUAAUGUCCAUCCAAUCUAAGAUUCCUAUAAUUUAGCAUUAUUUAUUGCUUACGCAUUUAAACCGUAUAAUCUACUACAAUGUAUGGUGAACACAAUACUGCUGGGAAAAAUGACUACUCAAAAACUUAUUCUUGGUGUCUGUUGUCCCACUACACAUCUUGUGACUCACUUAUCCUCUGUUAACUUCUAUUGUUAAUGACCUUGUACUGUGCUGUAUAGAUUGAAUUGUCAUGAUGAUUGAUGAUGAUGAUGAUACGUGUUUUUCAGCACAGCCUACUGAGGGGUAUAGGGCUAGAUGUGUACCAGUUAUUUUCAAAGGGGACUAGUUAGAACAUAACAGGUGAAAAAAUAAGACAAAUAUUGGGAAUGACACGUGAUUUAUGACCUGAUGAAAAUAACUGGUGCAAAGUAAAUCUAGUCCUUUAAGUGUCAAAUCUCUGUAUGAUCAGUGUUGGUUACUCUUGGGCUAUUUUUUAACUGAAAUAUAUUGGGAAAACAAA
Salvelinus namaycush (lake trout) is the source of this 10444-nucleotide messenger RNA. Its product is annotated as golgin subfamily B member 1-like. The transcript is spliced from 18 exons. The coding region runs from base 1 to 8985 and encodes 2994 amino acids. The record is from RefSeq and is a predicted model, not a curated record. Lineage: Eukaryota; Metazoa; Chordata; Actinopteri; Salmoniformes; Salmonidae. Gene Ontology annotation, cellular component: cis-Golgi network; membrane; Golgi apparatus.